This is a messenger RNA of Euleptes europaea (tarantolino), 1067 nucleotides long. RefSeq names its product ribosome production factor 1 homolog (gene RPF1). Gene Ontology annotation, biological process: maturation of LSU-rRNA; maturation of 5.8S rRNA. The transcript has 9 exons. The record is from RefSeq and is a predicted model, not a curated record. Bases 1 to 1032 code for a protein of 343 amino acids. NCBI's taxonomy places the organism in Eukaryota, Metazoa, Chordata, Lepidosauria, Squamata, Sphaerodactylidae. Gene Ontology annotation, cellular component: nucleolus; preribosome, large subunit precursor. Gene Ontology annotation, molecular function: rRNA primary transcript binding.
AUGUCGGAGAGCCUCGGGAAAAGGGGAAAGUGUCCGAAGGUGCAACACGAUGCAGCGAAACCGGAGGAGGUCCUGGGCCCUGAGGAAGGUCAAGGUGCGCCGGUCGAACAGGGUCAGGUGGUGUUCCCGCCGUCUUUCAGCGUCUCCGAAAUCAAGAACAAGCAGCGGCGCCAUUUCAUGUUUCUGCGCUGGAAGCAGCAGCAGAGGAAGGAAAAAUUAGCCAUCAAGAAAAAGCGAAAAAAGGAGCGAGAAGCCCUUGGAGACAAGGCACCACCAAAGCCGGUACCAAAGACUAUUGAAAACCAGCGUGUAUAUGAUGAAACCACAGUAGAUCCCAAUGAUGAAGAGGUUGCUUUGGAUGAAGCCACAGAUGAAUUUGCACCGUACUUCAAUAGACAGACGUUUCCAAAGAUCCUUAUUACAACGUCUGACAGGCCCCGAGGGAGAACUGUGAGAUUCUGUGAACAGUUAUCAGAGUGCAUUCCAAAUUCACGUGUUUACUAUCGAAGAGGACUGGCUCUUAAAAAAAUUAUUCCACAGUGUAUUUCAAGGGACUUCACAGAUCUAAUUAUUAUCAAUGAAGAUCGAAAAAUACCAAAUGGGCUUGUGUUAAGUCAUUUGCCUGAUGGUCCAACUGCUCAUUUUAAAAUGAGUAGUGUUCGCCUGCGUAAAGAAAUAAAGCGAAAAGGAAAAGCUCCCACAGAACACCAGCCUGAAGUAAUUCUGAACAACUUUACAACACGAUUAGGACAUUCUGUUGGUCGUAUGUUUGCUUCCCUCUUUCCUCACAAUCCUCAGUUUGUUGGUAGACAGGUGGCAACAUUUCACAAUCAGAGGGACUAUAUCUUUUUUAGAUUUCAUAGAUACAUCUUUAAAAAUGAGAAAAAAGUGGCAAUUCAAGAACUUGGCCCACGUUUUACCCUGAAAUUGAGGUCUCUUCAAAAAGGAACAUUUGAUUCCAAGUUCGGGGAAUAUGAAUGGAUUCACAAGCGCCGUGAAAUGGACACAAGUCGAAGAAAAUUCCACCUAUAAAAGCAUCUACAGCAAUGGAUCAGAAACAUGGAGCA